AGGAAGCGCUGGGUCCUCGGCGUCGUCUUUGGGCUCUCCCUCGUCUACUUCCUCACCAGCACCUUCAAGCAGGAAGAGAGGACAGUGAGAGAUCGGAAUCUCCUCCAAGUGCAAGAGCAUGAGCAGCCGAUCAUGUGGAAGGUGAAGUUCAGUUCAGGAAACAGCAGUCAGCUGAAUAACCAGUGCAGGAAUUCUGUGCAGGGGAAGCUCCUCAUUACAGACGAACUGGGCUACAUCUGUGAGAGGAAGGACCUACUGGUGAAUGGCUGUUGUAAUGUCAAUGUGCCCAGCACCAAGCUGUACAGCUGUGACAGCUGCCUUCCCAAUGGCUGCUGCAGUUUGUACGAGUACUGUGUUUCCUGCUGCCUGCAGCCCAGCAAGCAACAUCUUCUGGAACGUUUCUUGAACCGGGCAGCUGUUGCUUUCCAAAACCUCUUCAUGGCAGUGGAAGAUCGGUUUGAGUUGUGUCUGGCGAAAUGUAGGACUUCGUCACAGAGUGUGCAGCAUGAAAACACCUACAGAGAUCCAAUUGCAAAAUAUUGCUAUGGCGAAUAUCCCCCAGAGCUUCUGCCUGUUUGAAAGCUGUAUGAUCUAAGCAACAACGGGAAGGAACUGGAGACUAGAAUCCAAAAUAGCAAGAUCACAGCUGUUGCUUUACAAGAGCCUCAGUGUAAAUGGCUUAUGCUGUUUCUGGGGACAAACCCAGAGGUCUACAGUGUAAGCGAGGGACUGAAGUACUCUGGGACUCAAUCUUGCUUUCUUCAGUUUGUUAUGCA
Eurypyga helias (sunbittern) is the source of this 776-nucleotide messenger RNA. RefSeq names its product chromosome unknown open reading frame, human C12orf49 (gene SPRING1). The record is from RefSeq and is a predicted model, not a curated record. NCBI's taxonomy places the organism in Eukaryota, Metazoa, Chordata, Aves, Eurypygiformes, Eurypygidae. Gene Ontology annotation, biological process: positive regulation of SREBP signaling pathway. The transcript is spliced from 5 exons. The annotation marks the transcript as partial.